AUGAAACGACCCGACUAUCCCUUCGCCCCUUCCACCUCCCACCCCUCCUCGAACGCCAAAGUCUACGACUCGUACGACGCCAGCUCACCACCACCUCACCCAGGUCCCCGCUGGACCCGCUUUGUCUGCAUAUCCGACACGCACUCGCGUACGAGCUACCCGCUUCCCCCUGGCGAUGUACUACUCCAUGCUGGAGACCUGAGCAGCCACGGGCGGCCCUCGCAUCUGACGAAGACGCUUGAGUGGCUGUUGGAGCAGCCGCACGCAGAGAAGGUGAUCAUCGCAGGCAACCAUGACCACAGUCUCGACCAAACCAACAUGCCGCGCCACGGCAAACACAAACAGAAGAACCGGAUCUUCCUAGACGUAACCGACGCGCAACUCGACGACCUCUACGACAUGGUCAAGGGCGAGCGCGCGCGGGAAGCACAUAUCCAUUAUCUCGAGCACGAGAGUCUCGAGUUGAAGCUUGAUAAUGGGAAGACGUGGAAGUUAUAUGGGUCACCGGCUGCACCGAUGUACGCAUGGGGUUCAUUUCAGUACGUGGACGACGAAGAAGCGCGCGCCAUAUACAACCCCAUACCCCCCGACACCUCCAUCCUCCUAACCCACACCCCGCCCCAAUCGAUCCGCGACCUCAGCUCAAGCGGCGCCCGCGCCGGCUGCCCCAUCCUCUCCAAACGCCUGAAAGACCUCAAACAGUGCCGACUACACGUGUUCGGACACAUACACGAGAGCCAUGGGUACGAGAUGCAUGGAGUCGGAGAGUAUGAGAGGGUCUCGGUUAAUGGGGCUAUGGCGUAUGGUGGACAGGCCAUUAUUGUUGAUUUGAAGAAUGAGAUUGGGGAUGAGGUUGCUGAUGAGGAUAAGAGUGGCGUAGAGGGUGCUAUACUCGGUAUCACGGGUAUGACUCUCAAGUAG
Messenger RNA from Peniophora sp. CBMAI 1063, 921 nucleotides. The record is from the annotation of a GenBank genome assembly. NCBI's taxonomy places the organism in Eukaryota, Fungi, Basidiomycota, Agaricomycetes, Russulales, Peniophoraceae.